Molecule: messenger RNA, 3470 nt
Organism: Aplysia californica (California sea hare)
Lineage: Eukaryota; Metazoa; Mollusca; Gastropoda; Aplysiida; Aplysiidae
Product: myosin-11
Exons: 26
Coding region: 152-2710 (852 amino acids)
Source: RefSeq, a predicted model, not a curated record
AAGUUUACAGAAUAUGGCGGAUGCAGUGAAAACUGUUUCACUAUUACAUUCAUAAGGACAUGAAUGAUAUUGCUAACCCUGGGGCUAAAAGGCUUUGGAAACCAGACGUAUAUUAUUUUUAGAGACUGCAACAAAUCGAUCAUUGUCAAGGAUGUCUAUUAUUGAAGAAGUUCCAGGAGUGAACAAUGCCGUUCAAAAACUCCAGGAGCUGGGUGGACGGAUGCGUUCUGAUGAUUUUGGAUUCAAAGAAAAUGAUAUCAGCAAUCUGGACAAAAUCAUUGAAGCACUCAAUGAGCUGGAAAAGGAAAGGAAGAUAAUGCGGGAAAAGCUGGAAACAGAAACUAUCAAAGCUAGUGUUUUGAGGCAUGACUUAAAAGUUCUUCCAGGGAUCAUAAGGGAGGAAAUCAUGGUUGCUGUAAACGCUGCCCGACAGUCCAACACAGAUGCCCUUGAGGACCUACAAGCAGAACUGGACAAAAUGAAUAACAACAUGGCUGAGCUGGAAACAAAGGCGAGGGAGCUAGAACGGGAAAAUGCAGUUCUUCACCCUGAGAGAGAACUGCUUCGACAACAACAUGAAGAAAUAAUUUCCCAGCUGAACCAGAAAAUGGCAGACAAAGCCACACUGCCACUGAAUGACAGAAGUAUGCAAAUUGCCCUGAAUGAGACCCGCGAUAAAGUCAGGCAGGCGAAUCAAGAUAUUGUGGAUCUGGAAGAUGGCAUCUUACAGUUGAAGGAAGAUCUUAUUCAAGAGAGGACUGAAGCCAGGCACGAGAAAAAAAGAUUAAAGAAAGCAGUGACGGACACUCAAACAAAGACUAAGGAACAGAAAGAACAGAAUGUAGAGAAAAAACGGGAACUGGACACCCAUCAAGAAAGACUCGUGGACAGUGAGAGCAGGCUGGAUUCUAUAAGAAAGAGUGUCCGUCGUUAUGAAACGUCAAAGAACAAGUUGGAAGCUGAUGAGAGGGCCCUCAGUGCUCAGCUUUCUAAACAGCUCAAGCUGAAUGAAGCUCUGAGGAGAAGAGGUGCUGAUAUUGUGAAUGAGAACCUGAAGGAACAACAGGAAUUUGAAACAAUGCAAAGACAAUUGAAUAACAAGGUCAAACAAUAUGAAGUGGACAUUGUGAAAGAAACAGAAAGAAGCUCUCGACUGGACCAAAAAAGAAUACAGCUGCAUUGUGAUCUUAAGGACAAGGAAAGGCUGCAAGAGGAAGAUGCUUUGUAUGUGCAAGAAUUAGAUGAACAGUUGCAGUCAGUCAAGCGUAAUCUGACAGAAAAGGCAGAAGAUGUUGGUCGUAUGCAGACAGAAAAUGUGGAGAUGACAGAGGAGAUUGAAGCUCUCUCUGAAUCUCACAAGGCCGUGCUGGCACAGCUCAACAAGCAGAUAGAGGAGUACAGGGAACAGUUGUCUAAAGAGAGAAAGGAAAGAUUAGAGUUACAAGAAGUGAAAGAUGAAAUUGGGAAGUCACUCGACGACAUCAAGACCUCUCAACAACAGUUCAUCUCCAAUAUCUCCGAAGGAAUUCAAGACGGCAAAAAGAAGCAUGUGCAAUUAUCCAAUGAGGGAGUUCAACUUCAGAAGGACAUCAGAGAGGACGAGGCUGUGAUAGACAAGCUGGACCAAGACCUGCAAGGCGUGCAGGAGAAGUAUGAACAGAUGUUCUCAGCCAUGCAGACCAAAGUGGACAACAUAGAGGGUGGCAUCCUGUUUAUGGAGAAAGAUAUUAUCACUAAGAAGGCAACUAUCGCAGAGAGGACCCCAAUUUUUGAAGAGCUUGAAGUUUUCUUCAACAAGAGAUCAGAGGAAUAUGAUACCAUGAAAAAGUCGAUUGUGGCUCUCAAAAACAAGAAGAUGGGACUCGAAGAUGCCAUAAAGAGAGCCAAAAAAGAACGUGAUGGACUGAAAGCUCCUCAGGAAACGCUGAAAUCAGACCUGAAGAGCCACAGGGGCCAAGUGAUGAGGCAACUCAAGAAGCAAGGGACUGACACUCAGAAGAUUGAACAGGAAAUCUUUCUGGCCGGCUGCCAGCUCCGCUUGGUCAUGGAGGAGAAUCAGAAGUUUGAAGAUGCUUGCAAAAAAGUGGAGGAUGACCUGGCAGAUUUGGAGACACAGAGAAUGGAAAAUGAAAAGAUCAAAAUGAUGGCACAAGGCGAUCUUCAGAGACAGAAAAGUGAACUGACAAGGAAAUGGCAAGCUGAUAAUAUGAUGCAGGAGUUCUUUGCAUCUCGAGAUGAAGCCACAGCAGAAGCAUUUGGGAGAUUGUUGGACAAGACGGAAAAGAGAGAAACGAAGAUUGAUGAGAUUACAGGAAAAUUGCGAGGAGAGCUGGAAGUUCUGUCUGAAUUUUUGGAUAAUUUGUCUACUCGCCGGCCAGAAGUAUCCGAGUCGGCAAGAAGCAAAAAACGCCCAGGCAGCUUGCACUCGGCCAUUGGCACAGUAGCAAACGCCAACAAACAUUCGUCUCUCCCCGACUCCUCCAGCAGACUGGCGUCAAGGAUGUCCCAGGCAAAAUCACUAGAUCCAAGACUGAGCCCUGAUACUGUCAGAACACCGAAAAGUUUGAGAUUUGAUUUGAAAUCUGAAGCUGGUUCCGUGGUGUCUAAAAAAAGCAGGACAACAAGAUCCCCUCUACAGAAGUUUGUACCCCCUGCCAGUACGACUCUCGAAGCCACUCCCAGAUCACAGGGAGGCAAGUCACCCAACUAACAAGGAACUGCUCGCGCCACAGAUAUUUAGGUUUUUAACGUACUUGGGGAAAAUCACCACUUCUGAUUUUUAGCAAAAUUUAAUCCUGGUUCUUAUUUAGACUGAUUGCAGCGUUCCAUCUUCCAUGAAAAGAAGACACUGAUUUCAUCCUAAAAUAUCCCUUUAAUCAGUGUGAAUUUAUCAUUGCAAUGUUACUUGCACUUUGGUACAUAAUGAUAUGUAUGGACCAGCCAGGCACUUAUAUCUUUUGUGACUUGACAAGACACCGAGUCGAAAUGUAUACAGACGACUCGUAUUCUCACAAACAUGCACGCCAAAAUUAUGUUUACAUGGGAGGCUGCGAGGUUUAUUAACCUGUGAAUGGAUGCUAUUUCAGUUUUAAUUUGAAUUUGACUACAGGGCAGGACACAGUAAUGGUCAUACAGUGCUAAGAAAAAAGCAAGACCGAUAGACAGAACAAAAGGGGUAGAGUAUGGAAGUGGGACCUUUAUUAUUCUACUUCAUACUUAAUGGUCUCAGGUGAAAUUGGCAUGUUAAAUUUAAGAAACGUCUCUUUUUCUAAAGAAGAUUUCUAAUUGAAAGACAUUUAUAAGGCAGAAUCAUUUAAUUACAUUAGAUGCAGUUUCUUCUCACAAACUGCCCUGUGGAUAAACUGAUAGAAACCACACUUGAUGUUGUAAAUAAAGAUCUAUUCUCACUUUUAUUUUUAUCUUCUAAUGCCAUGUGAAGAGAAUAAAAGCUGGUCUGCUCGUUGGCUGAA